Molecule: messenger RNA, 2056 nt
Organism: Eufriesea mexicana
Lineage: Eukaryota; Metazoa; Arthropoda; Insecta; Hymenoptera; Apidae
Product: cytochrome b5 reductase 4
Biological process (GO): superoxide metabolic process
Cellular component (GO): cytoplasm; endoplasmic reticulum
Molecular function (GO): heme binding; cytochrome-b5 reductase activity, acting on NAD(P)H
Source: RefSeq, a predicted model, not a curated record
CGGUAUAGUGCAGUGAAGACUGGUUCCUACGUCUUCUAUCCUGACAUGCGGCUCACGAUUGCCGAUCACCUUUUUGAGGAUUCGGUGGGCUGCUACUAUGAUAUAGUUUAUGCUGCGAGAGUAUAAACUAUAAACCCGCCUUUCUGAACGGGAAGAAGAGGUUAGAGGCAAGAUGAAGAAAGGGACAGAUGCGGACCAAGGAAAAGCAGAUAAAGUAGAGGCGAAAAACGAUGCCAAGGACAUUCAAGAGAAGAUGAAGAAGGUUGAUAUGAAGUCCUCGUCGCCGACCAGCGUUUUGGCGAAGAACGCAGUAUUGUUACCUAGUGGAGUUGCUCGAGUGAAGCAAGUCCAGAACGCUAGGGAAAUUAGUCAAACAGGAUCAUCGUCAGGCUCGGCUACCGGCAACCCCCGAAAUAAAACGGCGUUAGCACCUGGCCAUAGUUUGAUGGACUGGAUCCGACUGGGCAACUCUGGCGUCGAUUUAACCGGCGUCGGUGGAGUUCCACGUGUCGUAACUUUGUCCGAAUUGGCCAGCCAUAACAAGCAAAACGACGCUUGGAUCGCGAUUCGAGGAAUCGUCUUCAACGUAACCCGUUACAUGGACUUCCACCCUGGAGGGAUCAACGAGCUGAUGAGAGGCGUUGGGAAGGACGCCACGAUGCUGUUCGAAAGCGUGCACGCUUGGGUCAACUAUCAGAGCAUCCUACAGAAAUGCGUGGUGGGAAGGCUGAGCCGAGGCUCUGUCAGCGGCACCACCUCGUCGCCGAUGGAAAACGCUGUCUCGAGCACGACCAAUUGUUCCUCGACGACGUUCAACCCGAUAACGAGUUGCACGACUCGUAAUGCCAGUCAAGAAAAUGUGCCAGACGACGGUAUACCGAAUCUAAAAAUGGACUGGAGACAGACAUCCAACUCGAUCACGUUGUUUUAUCAAACGAUGCGCGACUAUCCAGGCGUGUGCUAUCAAUUAAGUAGGAUAAGCGACUCGAAGUUGGUCUUCAAACUAUUUUUCGAGAAGAAUAUAAUAACGCAUCAGCUGGAAUUGACUGCGGGAAUAGAAUGGCCGCCUGUGUGCACCAGAAACUUUGACACGAUGGAGGUCGAUUUUACACUUACGAAGAAGAAGAAAGAGAUAUGGAAGUCUCAGGGUAGCCAAACAAUAUCCAGAGAGACAAACACGAAUAGUCGAACGUACAAAGAAUACGAAGUACUUACGAAUAAACCACUUUCUAAGUUAGUUCACCUGUUAGUCGUCCGAGCGAAAUAUUUCUUAGAAGUGAUACCCAUAGGCAGGCACUUGGAAGCCAAGAUGACCGUUAUGGGGAUGGAAGUAUCGCGAUCGUACACGCCUGUCCCACCGUGCCUUCACCCUGAUGACAUGGCGCCGAACUACAAGUCCGAUUGCCUGUGUCUGAUGAUCAAGAAGUACCCAUCCGCUCUUCAGAUUGGUCAGACCCUCUUCUUGAGCAAUGCUUUAGGUGCCUUCGUAGUAGAAACCUUUGAUCGUUAUUCUGUCAUUCAUAUGCUGGCUGGUGGUACUGGCUUGACCGUUAUGCUUGGCAUCAUUCAACGAGCUUUGGCCAGACGUAGUGUGAAGACCAUAAAUCUACUUAAUUUCAACAAGGACGAAGACAACAUGUUUUACGUGGCGCAACUAGAAAAGGCUAGCGCAGACAAAAAGUUAAAAGUUACACAUAUUCUUUCACAAGCAGGAAGCACGUGGACAGGCAGACGUGGUACGGUGUCCGAUGACUUAUUAAAGGAACUAGUCGCAGGGAGUUCCCCUGAUGCGUGUGUUUUCACUUGUGGACCUCGAGGAUUCAUACAAUCCGCGAAAAAAUGUCUCCAGAAACUUGAUUGGAAGCCCUACCAGAUGUACGAAUUCGACGAUUAGCUGUACUCAUCGAAAGUGUAUCCCUUCUUUUUUGAUACCAAACGUAGGAACAUUGGCAGACAUGUACAAACACCGGUAGCCGAGCUUUCCCUCAAGGAAGUAAUCACGUGUCAUGUCGUCGAAUUUUUAAAAAGAGCCUUUUGGAUACUUUUACUCCUAUUU